CCGCCCCCCAGCUCCGCGCCCUCUGGCCGCUUGGACAGUCCGCGCCAGGUGAUGCGAGGUCGUGUGCCGCCUCCUCGUUGAGCUCCGCCGCAGGUUCCGCCCAUCUCCCUGGACCGCGGGCUGCAGUCGGUCCCCCUGGCCAGGACACCCCUUGGAGACUCCCCCUGAAAGCACCCCUCCCCUCACUGUCCGCAGGGUCCUGCCCUACAGUGAGCCCGGCGAGGCUGCCACGCCCCCAGCCACGUCAGCUCCCCACCCAGCAUGGAGCCCCAGGACCCCUGUGUGCAGUACAGCAGGUGGGAUGAGGUCAGUGUGGGGGCUGCGUCCAGCCCGGAAGAGGCCCCCUGCUGCGAGAGGCUCUCCCGGAAGCUGUGCUCGGGCCGGCUGGGGGUCACCAUGAGGAUGCUGGGAGGAGUGGCCCUCUUCUGGGUCAUCUUCAUCUUGGGCUACGUGGCCGGCUACCUAGUCCACAAGUGCAAAUAGUGCCGCCGGGGCCACGGCCAUGGCCACGGGCACAGGCCGGGGGCCUUCAUGCAGACCCCCCAACACAUAUCCUAUACAGACUCCCCCAUACAGGCAUCUGUACAGGCUCCCCCCUUAUACACCCCCCCAUAGGCCCUCCCAUGUACAUGCCAUCUGUAUACAGACCCUCCCACAAACAUGCAUCUGUAUGGACUCCCCCCAUAAACACGCAUCCCCCUAUAGACCCUCCUAUACACAUGCGUCUGUAUACGGACCCACACACAUGCAUCUGUACAGAUUCCCCCAUAUACACGCAUCCCUAUAUAGAUUCCCCCAACACACAUCCUAUAGACUCUCCCCACAGACAUGCAUCUAUAUACUGGCCCCUACAUACAUGCACCCCUAUACAGACCCCCACAUACACGCAUCU
Molecule: messenger RNA, 892 nt
Organism: Myotis daubentonii (Daubenton's bat)
Lineage: Eukaryota; Metazoa; Chordata; Mammalia; Chiroptera; Vespertilionidae
Gene: SMIM1
Product: small integral membrane protein 1 (Vel blood group)
Source: RefSeq, a predicted model, not a curated record